This is a messenger RNA of Hydra vulgaris (swiftwater hydra), 2970 nucleotides long. RefSeq lists its product as uncharacterized. The record is from RefSeq and is a predicted model, not a curated record. Gene Ontology annotation, molecular function: nucleic acid binding. Lineage: Eukaryota; Metazoa; Cnidaria; Hydrozoa; Anthoathecata; Hydridae.
AUGCACCAACUGCUUCAAAAGAAUGGAAGCAUUGGAAACGAACAUUUGAAAAUUUCAUUGAGGAUUGUGGACAAAUUUCGCUCCAUCGUUAAUUUUGUUUCAUCAAAUGUUUAUGAUUACAUUGAAGAGUGUGAUUCCUAUGAAAGUGUAAUUGAAACCCUAGAAAACUUAUAUAUAAAAACCCCUAAUGAAAUUUUUGCAAGGCAUCAAUUACUUAUAAGACAUCAAACAUCGAGUGAAUCCUUAGAAGACUUACUUCAGGAAUUAUGUAAACUCAGUAAAAGCUGUAAUUACCAGGAUGUUUCCGCUGAACAAUAUCGAGAGGAACAAAUAAGAGAUGCUUUUAUUUCUGGAAUAAAUUCGAAUUACAUUCGUCCGAUGAAUAUAACCCACAGUGUUUCAGCUGCAAUACAUAAACCAAGUUUGUGUACUGUUUCAAGUGGUUGUCCGUUGAGCCUCUCUCAUGCAGCUGUUAUUGUCAGAAUUAAUGAUGAACCGUUAACUGCACUAAUCGAUUCCUGUAGCUCAGAUAAUUUUAUAAGCAAGAAAAUUCUCGAGACUUUAAAAAUUAAAACGUUACCCAGUAAAAAGAAAAUUUUGAUGGCCCUCACAACAAUGGAGUCUGGAUUAGUGGGCUGUUGUUCGGUUAAUCUUGAAGUAAAUGGUUUAUUUUAUAAUAAUAUUCAAUUUGGUGUCUUAGAAAAUCUUUGUAGUGAUAUCAUACUUGGUUACGACUUCCAAAAACUACACAAAAAUUUAAUAUUCCCACUCGGUGGAAAAAAAGAAGACUUAAUUGUCACAAAGGAAAGUAACCUAUGUGCACUGCAAAUGGCAAAAAUAAAAAUACCAUCCUUGUUUACAAGCAUUUCAGACAAAACUCAGCCAAUAGCUACAAAAUCAAGAAGAUAUAAUAAUGAUGAUCGAAACUUUAUUGAAAGUGAAAUAUUACAGUUAUUAUCGGAUGGUAUAAUUGAGCCAUGUUUCUCACCAUGGAGAGCCCAGGUAGUGGUCGUAAAAGAUCUUACUAAACCUAACAAAAAAAGACUUUAUAUUGAUUACUCUCAAACAGUUAACCUUUACACUGAGUUAGAUGCAUAUCAUCUUCCCAGAAUAGAUGACAUGAUAAAUGGACUUGCAAAGAUUCCAUUUGGAGUUACUAAUGGUGUGUCUAUGUUCAAAAGGUCUAUGGACAAGUUUGUUGAAGAAAAAAAGUUACAUGACACUUUUACAUAUCAUGACAAUAUAACUAUUGGUGGUUAUGAUCAGGCACAUCAUGAUAAAAUUUGUCUGCGGUUUCAAGACGCGUCACAACGUUGGGGUCUAAAUUUAAAUGAAUCAAAAUCGGUUAUUUCAGCUUCUUCUAUAAACAUUCUUAGUUAUUGCGUUAGUCAUAACAACAUAAAACCAGAUUCUGAGCGAUUACGUCCUUUAGACUUAUUACCUCCUCCUUCUAACAUUUUAUCACUUCGGCGAACUUUGGGUAUGUUUUCUUACUAUUCAAAGUGGAUACCUUCGUUUGCUAAUAAAGUUCCGCCUUUAAAUAAUGUUAAAUCCUUUCCUAUCAAUAGUGAGGCACUUGAAGCAUUUCAAUUUCUUAAAAGAGAACUUCAUGCUGCCACUUUGAGUUCUAUUGAUAAGAGCUUACCUUUUGUUGUUGAAUGUGAUGCAUCAGAUGUAGCCGUAUCAGCUACCUUGAAUCAAAAUGGUCGUCCCGUUGCCAUUAUGUCUCGAACAUUAGGCAAAAGUGAAAUCAAUUACCCAUCGGUAGAAAAAGAAGCUGUGGCUAUUAUUGAAGCCGUUCGAAAAUGGCAACAUUUACUGUUACAGAAUCAAUUUAAAUUAAUUACUGAUCAGCGUUCUGUAGCUUUUAUGUUUGAUAACCGAAAGAAAACAAAGAUUAAAAAUAGUAAGAUUCAAUGCUGGAGGAUGGAGUUAGCAGAGUUUAGUUAUACUAUAUCGUAUCGUCCUGGAAGCGAUAAUAUCGUCCCUGACGCACUCACACGUGCUUUUUGUGCUAAAACCCAAUCUCAAACAAACUUAAGUGGUAUACAUAGCUGUCUAUGUCACCCAGGAAUUACUCGUAUGCUUCACUUUGUUAAAUCUAAAAAUUUACCUUUUUCUACAGAAGAAGUCAAUAGAGUUUGUUCUAACUGCCAGAUUUGUUCAGAAUUAAAACCAAAGUUUUAUCGAUCCUCAAAUGUCUGUGAGUUAAUCAAGUCAAUACGUCCAAUGGAUCGCCUAAGUAUAGAUUUUAAAGGACCAUUGCCAUCUAAUUCUAGAAAUAAAUAUCUGUUUACAGUCAUUGAUGAAUAUUCUCGGUAUCCAUUUGCUUUCCCAUGUCCUAAUAUUAUUUCAACAACUGUUGUAAAAGGAAUUGCAACAAGUAAUUCUACCCCAUAUCAUCCUAUCAGUAAUGGACAAGUUGAGAAAUAUAAUGGCUUGAUCUGGAAAAAUACUUGUUUGGCACUGAAAAUCCACAACCUAGAUGUUAGAAAUUGGGAAAUUGUUCUAUCAGACGCUCUCCACUCACUCCGUUCGCUACUUUCAACUGCAACUAAUUGUACACCCCAUGAGAGGUUAUUCAGUUUUCCUAGGCGCUCGUCAUCCGGAACUUCGUUACCCUCAUGGUUAACUCCUGGCCCAAUAUUUCUAAGACGUUUUGUGCGUACAAACAAAAACGAUAAUCUCGUGGAUAAGGUUGAAUUAGUGGAUGUAAAUCCAACAUUUGCUAAUAUUCGUUACCCAGAUGGACGAGAGUCAACUAUUUCACUUCAAAAUCUUGCACCGUAUCCUGCCCCAAAAGAAAAGUUUAAUGAUAUCAAUGAGAAUAGUAUCAAUGAGUCUAGUGAGAAUGUAACUGCAAAAGUACUUGAUGUAAAUAAAGACCCCUCACCUGAAAUUAUAUCGGUAAUCAGAGUUAGGAUAGAUAAGCCAGUAACUGAGCCAUUUGCUGAUGUAUUACAACGUUAA